CCUGUCGCGACCAACGCGAAACUAUAGAGCCCCAAGAAUAUUCCCCUGCGGCAACACUGGCGGCGCCCUCUGGGUGGAGCCAUAAUCACGGAGUGACAAUCAGCCGCCGUAACAUAAAAGCAAGCGAAGCAGAUCAGAGGCUCACCUGGCCCCGAGAAGGUUGGGACAGCGUGAGCGUGGAUGAGGAAUCAUCUAUAGAAAUGUCAGGUAUGUAUACCAUGCAUUCUGUUUGGUGGUCAGUAUAUAUAUUGACCACACACACACAAAUAAGUUGCCAUCCUUCUCCUUUACGGACUCGUAAAUGUACCGUAGGCGGCUAGGAGAGGGGUGGCGACAAUGGUGGUUAGUGCUGGGAUUGAACAGAUAUAGAAUCAAGGCAUAACCUAAAAUGAAUGCAAGGUAUACUAUCCUAACAUUAAACGUAUUAUUCUAAGAAAAAUAACAUGUGUGUGUCAAUAGUAACAAAAAUUGCAAGAUUUGUACUUUAAGUACACGUGCGGAAUCAUAUAAUUACAGGGUCUGGUUCAACAUCAAUUUUGGCUCAUUUAGUUAUGAAAGUUACUUCAAGAGCUCAAUAAGUGAAGACUUUUAAGAAUAAAGUAAUUUCAUUGACUGUGUAAUACGGCAGGAUAUGAGAAAAUACAUCAUGGCGUACUCUCUCGGCUAAAGGAUGGUUUACUUACUUAUAAGAUACAUUUUAUUCCCCGUAUAAGAAAAAAGGCUCAAUUGUUAUAAAUAAUGUUUAAAAAAUAAAAGUAUGAAGAUUUCAGUAUUCGUCCGAAUUUAUGAAAUUAAAAAUUCAUUAUUCAAAAAUAAAAGGUCAUGUUAUUGAACAAAGUUGCUUCAGUUGCUUCCGGGAUACGUCACGAAUACGUCUCUGAUUGGCCAAAAGCGAAACAUGGCGGCCAUCGCGCCAUCGCGGCGGCCAUAGCACGAAGUAGUGUUGCUACAGUUACAGUAAGAAGAUUACCCGAAAUGUCGGGAGAAAAUUACGACUCGAAAAGAUUAACCGGAUAACUUCAGUGAAGAGAAGAAAUUAUUUUACAAACGGAUUCGACUUGGAAGGCAGUAAUGAGAAUUUUCUUAUAAGAUGAAUGUGUAAUUAAGUCAAACGGUCAUACUGAACUGUGUAUAGAUAUAAGUCGGUAAGAAUUUUGUCUUUGUGUUCGUAAUUAUAUUGGAUUGAUUAGUAUAUAAGCUAGAAGAUCUUUUCAGGGAUAAGAAGAGAAGCACUAGCCUAUGGUAUACUGCAGGUAUAUCUUAUAAGUCUUAUAAGACAAGCGUAAAAUAAGAAGGGGCAGAGGAAUUUUCCGCUUUGAAUUUUACUUGAUACAUGUGUGUUAAACUUAAUUAGAAUUAAGAUUUUAGUAUUAAGUAUUUGUAUAAAAGUAAUAACGAUGCAUCUAAAAGGACCGAAGAAGAAACAAGUUACGGUUAGUUUAUUCGUUAAAUAUGUCAGAAAUCAGGGAGUUCUGACUAAGGCUGGCAACACUAAUUCCCGUAGAGAAUACGCUUUACUUUGAAACUUUGUUUACGGAGAAGCUGCAACAGCGCUGGUUCCCAAGAAGUUUGCAUCCAGUUUAUAGGAAGACAAAAACACGAACCGGCCUCCGUGAACCAUCACGGACUCGACACAUACCACCGGAUUAGACGAGAAAAGAGAAAAGAAAUUCCUCGGACAAGAUGGACGAGAUUCUCUUAAUCAGACUUCGAAUCACCAGUGAAAAAAUUGGUGCUGAAUUGGAAACAAUACCCAGUACGGUUCGGUCAGAAAACAUAGGACAGGCUCAGGUCGUCUAUAACAGACUGCAAGCUGCAGUGAAUAGGCUCAACGCUAAUUUAUCAGAAUACUUUCGUUUAGCUACAACUCCUGCAUCAGAUGAAAUUUUCUUGAUUAGUGGCCAGCAGCUUUUAGCAGAAGAGACUUUAGCAGAACUCAAGGCGAAGAUCGACCAAGUCACCGUAUCCCGUGAGACCCAGGAAAAGCCGCCUGAAGUGAAUUCCUCUUGUCGACUACCGAAACUCCAACUACAGGUUUAUAACGGGGAUGUGCUUUCCUGGUGCGAAUUUUGGGAUAGUUUUAGCAGCAAUAUCGACUCAAGAAACUUACCUGAUGUAGACAAGCUGUCUUAUCUUAAAACUUCAGUGACGGGUGAUGCUAAGAAAGCUAUUGAUGGCCUGCCUACCACUAACGGAAACUAUAAGAUAGCGGUCACUCUACUAAAGGAACGUUUUGGCAAGAAAGCUCAUCUGAUUGAUGCCCACUAUGCUACAUUAUACAAAAUCGAAGCGGCAAAAAGCAGCGCAGAAGAUUGUAGAAGAACUUUCAACGAGGUGGAGCGCAAUCUUAAAAUCCUAGAGUCUCUUGGCGAAAACACCAACCACAACCAUCUUCGUUUCAUGAUUUUGGAGAAAUUUCCUUCGGAUUUAAUAUACGAAAUAAAGUUGAAAAUUCAGAAUGAGUCCACACAAGAACUCCGGGAACAAUUGAAUAAAAUUAUCACUGCAAAGGAAGAUGCAGAGAGAAUUGCUGGAAGGAAACGAUCACAUGAGGUAGAUGACAGCACUGUCGGUACCCUGCAUGUGAACGCAAAGCGUGCGAAGAGAAUGCAUCAUUUCCAACAGGGAAAUAAUACCUCAAAUACUCAACAUUAUCAAGGAAGUACUAAUAGAAAAGGACUAAAUAGAAAAGGAAAAUUUCAAAGGGCCAAUGAACCCAAAAAAGGAAGCAAACCGAGCGUAUCUAAUGUUGCAACAUCUGCUAACAGAUCUGCAACUGUUAACCCAAAGGAAAAAGGGAAAAUCUUAGGUUGUAUAUUCUGCAACGGCAAACACCGCAAUUAUACGUGCCAGGACGCUUCUACUUUAGAGGAAAGAAAGAAGCGGUUGACCGGAAGAUGCUUUAUAUGCUUUAGGAAGAAUCAUCUUGUAAAGGACUGUAAGGAAAACUGGACUUGUAGACUUUGCCCAGGAAAGGAAAGGCACAACAUGGCCUUAUGCCCUUCAAAUUCUCCAAAGGAUCCCAAAACAAAGAAAAAGUCUUGA
Leguminivora glycinivorella is the source of this 3045-nucleotide messenger RNA. RefSeq lists its product as uncharacterized. The coding region runs from base 1684 to 3045 and encodes 453 amino acids. NCBI's taxonomy places the organism in Eukaryota, Metazoa, Arthropoda, Insecta, Lepidoptera, Tortricidae. The record is from RefSeq and is a predicted model, not a curated record. Gene Ontology annotation, molecular function: zinc ion binding; nucleic acid binding. The transcript is spliced from 4 exons.